This is a messenger RNA of Oryza sativa Japonica Group (Japanese rice), 1763 nucleotides long. NCBI's taxonomy places the organism in Eukaryota, Viridiplantae, Streptophyta, Magnoliopsida, Poales, Poaceae. The record is from RefSeq and is a predicted model, not a curated record.
AAGUGAAUUUUCUUUUCUGGGGCUGGAAGAGCAGGAAUGGAGGUGCAGGAGAGGAUGAGGAAGCAGUGUAGGAGAGCCAUCCUCUCUGCACACCUCCAAUAGCUCAUCCAAACAACAGCUAUCUCACUCUCCCUCCAUGUCUCUACACUCUAGCAAUUCAACAAUUAUUUUCCUUUGUUUUGUCUUCAUCUACAAAUGCUUGGUCAUCACCCUCAUCUCUUAUAUUACUCUCACUUCCACCACACCCUCCAUUUCUUGCUUCCAUUUGUCUUGCUUGGCUCUUCACUCUCCCCCUGUUCCUGCAGGGGUCAGGCACUGCCUGCUACAAGAGUGGUGUAGGUGAUUCGGCUAGCUCAGCGCGAAGAUGGGGGAGAUCACCAAUGUCACGGAGUACCAGGCCAUCGCGAAGCAGAAGCUUCCGAAGAUGAUCUACGACUACUAUGCAUCUGGGGCCGAGGACGAGUGGACUCUCCAGGAGAACAGGGAGGCCUUCGCCAGGAUCCUGUUUCGCCCACGCAUACUGAUCGACGUAUCCAAGAUUGACAUGGCCACAACAGUCCUGGGGUUCAAGAUUUCAAUGCCCAUUAUGAUUGCUCCCUCUGCCAUGCAGAAGAUGGCUCACCCAGAUGGAGAGUAUGCAACUGCGCGUGCUGCAUCAGCAGCGGGCACUAUAAUGACAUUGUCAUCAUGGGCUACUUCAAGCGUUGAGGAGGUUGCCUCAACUGGACCAGGGAUUCGUUUCUUCCAGCUUUAUGUUUACAAAGACAGGAGGGUGGUGGAGCAGCUUGUUAGGAGAGCUGAAAGGGCUGGAUUCAAGGCGAUUGCGCUUACGGUGGAUACUCCGCGACUUGGCCGUAGGGAGGCUGACAUCAAGAACAGGUUUGUUCUGCCACCAUUUUUGACACUGAAGAACUUUGAAGGCCUGGAGCUGGGGAAAAUGGACCAGGCUAGCGAUUCAGGACUGGCUUCUUACGUCGCCGGGCAAAUCGAUCGCACCCUGAGCUGGAAGGAUGUGAAGUGGCUGCAGACCAUCACCACGCUGCCGAUCCUGGUGAAGGGAGUGAUCACUGCAGAAGACACGAGGCUCGCCGUGGAGAACGGCGCGGCCGGCAUCAUCGUGUCCAACCACGGCGCCCGCCAGCUGGACUACGUCCCGGCCACCAUCAGCGCCCUCGAGGAGGUUGUGAAGGCGGCUCGCGGGCAGCUCCCCGUCUUCCUCGACGGCGGCGUCCGCCGCGGCACCGACGUCUUCAAGGCGCUCGCCCUCGGCGCCGCCGGCGUCUUCAUCGGGAGGCCGGUGGUGUUCUCGCUGGCGGCGGCGGGGGAGGCCGGAGUCCGGAACGUGCUGCAGAUGCUCCGCGACGAGUUCGAGCUCACCAUGGCGCUCAGCGGCUGCACCUCCCUCGCCGACAUCACCCGCAACCACGUCAUCACCGAGGCCGACAAGCUCGGCGUCAUGCCGUCUCGCUUGUAAACAACAACGACGGCGAACUUGUCGCCGUCGAUCGAUCACCGGCCGGCCGCCGCGACACGCUUUGCCGGCCGACGGAUGAUCGGCCGGGAAUGAAGAAGAAGGUAGUAGCUGCCGAAGAAAAGAUUGGAAGAUGCAAAGUUCUAUAAUUUUGGAUGAUGCUGCGUCAUGUACUUUUGUUAAUUGUCGAGUGAUUGAUCACCUGUACCUAAUUAAAUGGUUUAUUGGAUUAUUGGCGGUUUAUACUAAACGAACAAAUUAAUACCAUACGGUCUCUUCGUGAUUGCAAAUA